Cylindrotheca closterium is the source of this 1707-nucleotide messenger RNA. The record is from the annotation of a GenBank genome assembly. NCBI's taxonomy places the organism in Eukaryota, Bacillariophyta, Bacillariophyceae, Bacillariales, Bacillariaceae.
AUGAGGCAAUAUAGAAGCCAAAUUUUGUUCUAUAUUGUCUUUCUGGUGUCCUUCUGUUGCUGCGACUUUUCCGCUGCCAGAACAAUACAAGUUGUAGACAACACUUCCACGACACAGUCGACAACUGCUUCCACAUCUGCUCCAAGACUAUCACAAAGAUGGAGGCGGAAUCAAGAGGCAAGUAGCAAUAUACCGACUACUACAAACAUAGAACCCGCUCGAAAUGAAUCACGAAAGGCAAGGACAGCUCGAUCACAAGAAAGAAAGGAUUGCCAACAGUUCAUUCAAUCCCAACAAGAUCCAUAUCUCGAACGCUUGCUCCUGCCGGUGGAGCAUUACUGGUACCAAAAACGAAACCCCAGUAUGGCCUAUCAGAUGGCAUACAUGGCACAUCUAUCGUACUGGGAAUUUCACAAGCACCCAAUCUUGCCAGAAUCAUGUCAAUCCCUGCAAAUCCAGCGGUCAGUGCCACGGUGGCAAGUCAACGAUGGCAUUCGGUAUCAUCUUUGUCACUUCAGCAACUUGGCAGCGGAUACUAUUGCUCAGAGUAAUGUAGCUCUGGUCAAUUUGAAUGAAACAGAGUCCAACAAUACUUGGGACGUUUGCCGGCGUGACCCCACCACUCGAGGCACCAAGCGAAAGUAUAGUUUGCAUUAUUACUUUUACAACUGGCACGAGCUGGGGGUAGCUGGUAUCAAGUUCCAUGACACCGAUUUACUAGUAUUAACUUCCGAUGAUCACAAGGAACUCGUCAUUGCAUUUGCUGGUACAGCUUCCCCUGCGGACACUGUGACUAAUCUUCAAACCUUUGAACCAGCGAAUCAUUCCUCCUUUUUCACAGGAACCAACAAGAAUAAACCGCCAAUCCAGGGUUCUUUGCAUCGUGGUUUUCUGAAUGCAUAUUCAAAGGUCGACCGCGGGUCGGUACUUCGUCUUUCCAAUCGAACCAUGGGGAAACCGAUGGAAAAGAGCAUGCGGUUGGCACUCCGAAAUUGCAAACGACCGGCUCCAAGAAAACGAAAGAAACCAAGAAAAGGAAAAGAUGACUCUCAAUCGGAUAGCGAGCGAGAAGCAACCUGUGUUGUUGAGGGAGUAAAGUUGGUGGACAUUCUUCGUCGCAUUGUGAUCGCUGCCUUAAAGCGUGGGACUACCAUUCAUGUCACUGGGCAUAGUCUCGGAGGUGGGCUUGGGACACUCUUUGCUGGUGACAUUCUAAUUAACUUUCCCCAGGUACCUGUUCGAAAGCUGCAUCUAUGGACCUUUGGAGCGCCGCAAGUGGCCGACAGUAUCUUUUUGGAGUCUGCCAUUCGAGCUGCUCCCCGUCUUAAGAAAUUCUUGCUCAACCGCGGUCAUGGCCGGUAUCAUCGGUUUGUAACACUUUCGGACACUUGCAAGGCAGAUUUGAUAUCGGAAGUCGCCAAGACCACAUUGGCAACGCACAAGACCAAUCUUCACGGACGGUCAGCUCGAAAAUGGGGCGGAGUCCAUGGUCACGUUUCGCAUUUUGCGGAACCACAUUAUUUGCUGACCCCAAUUCAAUUGGAAGCAACAAACAAUGCCUCCGAACUCAAGACUGGCACACAUUCAACAGUCGCAGCCCACAACUUGAAGAACUACCUCCAAGGGAUUUCCCGCGAGUCCUUUGGUCAUCCUUUGUCAGUCACCAUGCCAUCAACGUUGGAAGAAUGUUUUGUUGGUAAUACAUGA